Molecule: messenger RNA, 1812 nt
Organism: Capsella rubella
Lineage: Eukaryota; Viridiplantae; Streptophyta; Magnoliopsida; Brassicales; Brassicaceae
Product: transcription termination factor MTERF6, chloroplastic/mitochondrial
Exons: 3
Coding region: 101-1117 (338 amino acids)
Biological process (GO): regulation of DNA-templated transcription
Molecular function (GO): double-stranded DNA binding
Source: RefSeq, a predicted model, not a curated record
GUAAGGGUAUAAGAAAAAUACCGCUCCACCUCUGUGGAUAAGCUUCUCACUCUCGGUUCAGUCGGAUAGGCGGAAAGGCUCUACUGACUAAGUAACGUCUAUGGAGGCCACAAAUACCAGCAGCAGCAGCAUCAUGUGGUUCUUCAGGGACAAAGGUUUCGAUGAUCCGAGUAUCGACAAGAUGUUGAAAAAGUGCAAACAGUUGGAAAAGGCCCAAAGCGAUGUGGCAUCUGAAAACUGGGACUACCUGAGAAACAUUGUUGGAAUCCAAGAGAGAAAACUCCCUUACAUCGUCUCCCGAUGCCCCAAAAUCCUCACUUUACGCCUCGAUGAGAGGCUCAUCCCCAUGGUCGAGUGCCUCUCCGGUCUAGGAAGGACUCCUCGGGAAGUUGCUUCCGCCAUUACCAAAUUUCCUCCAAUACUCUCUCAUAGCGUGGAAGAGAAACUGUGUCCCCUUCUUGCUUUCUUUCAAGCGUUGGGUGUGCCUGAGACUCAACUUGGCAAAAUGAUACUUUUUAACCCAAGGCUUAUCAGCUACAGCAUCGACACCAAGCUCGCAGUGAUUGUCAGCUUUCUUGCUAGUCUUGGCCUUGACCAAGAUGGGAUGAUCGGGAAAGUCCUGGUCAAGCACCCAUUUCUUAUGGGGUAUAGUGUUGAUAAAAGGUUGCGGCCUACCACUGAAUUCUUGAAAUCCUCCGUUGGUUUGACUGAGGAUGGCAUCCAGUCGGUGGUCAUGAAUUUUCCACAACUUGUGUGCAGAGACGUUAACAAGAUUCUCAAACCAAAUUAUGAUUAUCUGAGGGAGUGUGGGUUUGGAGAUGCCCAGAUAGCAACGAUGGUGACUGGCUAUCCCCCAAUUUUGAUUAAGAGCAUUAAGAAUUCACUACAACCUAGGAUCAGAUUCCUAGUCCAGGUGAUGGGAAGAGGCAUUGAUGAAGUGGCUUCUUAUCCUGAAUUCUUUCACCAUGGAUUAAAGAAGAAGGUAGAAUCACGGUAUAAACUUGUCAAAAGGAAUAACAUUGACUGCAGCCUUAGAGAAAUGCUGGACUGUAACACAAAGAAAUUCCAUGACAAGUUUGGCUUUUCAGUGGGAACUGCAUCCUAUGCAAGCUUCUAGCUUUCUAUCUCUCUAGUUUUCCCUUCAUCACUCUCUCUCUCCCUCUCUCUCUGUAAGCUUUUUUCAGCUUUUGCACCAAUUUCACUUCACUGAUUGUGAUAUCAAUAGAGUGUUUUCCAGAUAUCUCGAUUCCAUUCUCUCUCUCUCUCUCUCUCUCUCUCUCUCUCUCUCUCUCUCUCUCUCUCUCUCUCUAUGCAGUUUUCUAUCAUCGAUUGAAACACUUUCUUAUCAAAAUUACCCGAUGAAGUGCACAUCCAUAGAGUGAUAUCCCUUGUUUACAGCACCUUACAAGCAAGAGAAGAAUCUGGGCGGCUUAACUCCAGAACAGAAUAUGCUGCACGCAGCUCAAUGCAGUCUUAGCAGCUUGCUGAAAGCAUGGGAAGGUCCGUUAAAAGCAUGGACAACUGUUUCCUUAUCUUCACUCUACAGAGUAUCAAAAUAUGUUGUGAACAAAUUCCACAAGUAUGGAGGGUCCUUGAUCACAGUAAUAGGAGAUGGUGGAUCAUGCUCUGCCUUUGUACCCUGCCAUAUAGAACUGAGGAGGAACGUGAAUGUGAAAUCCACUAGGAUCUCUUUUGGAUGUCACGAGAAUUCUGACACAUAGUAGAUCGAUCAAAUUUUGUGACGGACAAACUUGAAAUUCUUGUUGCUUCGAAAUUCGAAUGCUCUUUUUGCUGCCGGUUUGGAUCGGAUUA